Eremothecium gossypii ATCC 10895 is the source of this 2196-nucleotide messenger RNA. It is a transcript of the gene NGG1, whose product is annotated as histone acetyltransferase NGG1. Gene Ontology annotation, molecular function: transcription coactivator activity. NCBI's taxonomy places the organism in Eukaryota, Fungi, Ascomycota, Saccharomycetes, Saccharomycetales, Saccharomycetaceae. The transcript has a single exon. The coding region runs from base 1 to 2196 and encodes 731 amino acids. Gene Ontology annotation, cellular component: SAGA complex. Gene Ontology annotation, biological process: regulation of transcription by RNA polymerase II. The record is from RefSeq and is marked provisional.
AUGUCUAGAAAUACAAGAAGAGGAAAGGGCAUCAGGGACCAAUCACAGGUUGAGGAUGUUGCUUAUCCUACUCCCUCACAUUUGCUCUCCAACGUAUUGAAGAGUUUAGAGCUUAGUUUCGACAAGGACAAUGGGGUUCUUGCCGGAAAACAUGUGCGAGCCGCUCCAGACAAUGCAAUGCUGCUAAACUUUCGUGGAAAACUGGAGAAACUGGAUGAGGUGCUGGCACGGAUAGCGAUUGAGGACCAGGAAAUGGUGGAUAUGGUACGCGAUGCCAGGGACACGGCGCGGAAGGUGGAGCACAGCCAGCCCAGGACGAAGGAGACAGCUGGCAAAAAGGCACGGUACGGGGGGGUUGAGCGCAUAGGGACGGGAAGAGGCGGGAAGGGAGAUGUUGCGAGCAAUAUCGACGAGGCAGCACCUAGACUCGGCGCACACGAGCUCGGCAAGCGCCCCGCAGGAAACGGGAGUGGUGCAGGAGAGCAAGUAUAUGCGGAGGAUGUAGCUCGUAGUGCUAGUGAGGAGGAUGUGACCGCGCCGCAGAGACGGGUGGGCACUAAGAAGCGGCUGCUCAAGCCCGAUCACCGUGACGGAGGCGGGAUGGAGCCGGGGUCGACCGCCGCAGACUCAAAGUCUGCGAGCAGCAGCAGAAAGAAAUCAAAAGUCGAUAUUGAACGCAUUGAGAAUGACCCAACUGUCAAGAACCCGAACUCUGAGUUUGUGGUCUCGCAGACUCUGCCCGUGGCCGCGCGCCAGCUUGGGUUGUUCAACGAAGAAGGCCUGGAAAGCACAGGUGAUGCGUAUCUGAAAAAUAAAUACGCAGUGGCCAGCUAUCCAGCCAAUGACCUUAAGGAUAUGUUGCCGGGUGAACUGCCGGAUAUGGAUUUUUCCAAACCGAAGCCAACGAACCAGAUCCAAUACAGCACAUUUCUGUCAUCCAUUGACAACUUCUUCAGGGAAUUUACAGAAGAUGAUAUUAAGUUUCUCCAAACGAGGCAUAUAAUACCGCAAACGUUACAGAUACAGAAACAGUAUGACCCAGAGGUGACUCCGUAUAUAAUUCCGAAACUGGGCCACAUCUACACGGACGUAUGGCUUAAGGAAGAUAACAACCAGAAUGUCGCAAAUCUAUCUCCUCCACCUGUCAGCGAUCCCUCCAGUGUGCUGCCAAAGAAGUCUGCAAGUGAUAUCAAUGAUGAUACCCUGGAGACUGAAAGCAUUUCCUGUGGCCCACUGGUUUCUCGGCUCCUUUCUGCCAUACUGAAAGAUGACAGUGGCGACUCACAUACAUCUAAGGCCGAUCAGAUGGAUGACUCCACAGUGACAUUUGAGAAUAAAACGGAAGAUAUUGCGGAUACAGUAGGUGUUAAAGUGGAGGGUGCGAAUAAUACGGUGGGUGCUGCCGCUGGAAAUAAAAACAACCCGUCUAACAAUGCGACAGCAGCUGGAGGUCAUCACGGGACCAAUUCGGUAUCAGCUGCUAAUAAUAAUGUUAAUAUAUUUGAAGAAAUAAAGCUCCCAACGCAGAGUACUUCUUCCUUACCGCAGCAGCAAGGUUGGAAGGCACAAGAUGUUAGCCUUGAUUACACUUCCUUCGAAGAGAGGCUGAAGAGAGAGUUGAAAUAUGUGGGAAUAUAUAUGAGCCUUCCUAAAGAUGAGAAUGGGACAGAUGACCCCGAUUGGCUGAAUGGGAGAGAGGACGAUGAGAUUAGCGUAGAACUACGUGAACUGCAAAAUGUCUUGAGACAAGUUACGAAGCGAAACGAGAAAAGGAAGGCAGUUCUGGUACCUCUUGUAGAGAAACAACUGGCAUGGCAAGAAUACAUUUCCAUAUUAGAUGAUCUGGAUAAACAGGUCGAUCAGGCUUACAUUAAGCGCAUCAGGGUCCCCAAGAAUAAGAAAAAGAAGCACUCUGCAAGCACUCCAGUGGCAAACCCCAAUUCCACGUCACAGGCUGCAAUCCAAGCAGCGCACCAGCAGGCGGCGAACUCCAGUUUGAAGUCGCUGUUAGAUAAGCGGCAAAGAUGGAUAUCCAAUAUCGGAUCUUUGUUCGAUAAACCUGAAAAGAUGAAACGCAUACCUAAGGAGAGUGUGUUCAGAGAUUUAGAUCAAGAAGAAGAAGAGGAAGAAGGUGACGUUUUUGAUGGUAACGAUAACAACAAAGAUGAAGAGGACAUGGGUGGUUUGCAAAAGUAA